AUCUAUGCCUUAAAUACUAAAAAUGAUGAACAUGAGACUGCUAUCCAGGCACUCAAAGAGGCACAUGAGGAAGAAAUCCAACAAAUCUUUGAUGAAACAAAAGAGAAGAUGCUUCGCUAUAAGGAUAAAAUUGAUGAAGAAAUAGAACUACGGAAGAGAAUUCAGUCUUUGGAAGAAUCUCUGGAACAGCAUGAACGGAUGAAACAGCAAGCACUUGCAGAAUUUGAAGCCUAUAAGCAGCAGGUAGAAGAUGCACAGCUUGCUACAGAGACUCAUCAAUUGCAAGAUGUUGCGAUUAUGUCUAGGAAUAUCCAAGAAAUUAAGGAAAACUUUGAUGAUAAAUUACAACACUUUAUCCAGUUAGAAACCCAGUUUGGACCGAAUAAACAACAAGCCGUGGAAGAUCUGCAAGCGACUCACAAGCUCGAGAUCCAGAAUCUGUUAAGGACACAUCAAAAUCAAUAUGAAACUUCAAGUAAACAACAGGAGAAGUUACAGCAGCUGCUUAAAGAUGAGCUAAUUGCUGCAAACAAUAAAAUUCAAGAUUUUGCACUUGAAAAGCAAAAGCUAAUGGUAGAAUUUGAAGCUAAAUUGACCAAAGCUCAAGCCUUUCAUGAGCAUGAAAUUGAAGCUUUAAAGUCUCAACAUGCAUCAGAAAAUUUGCUUCAGUGGAAACAGAGGGAAACUCAACUAAAGAUGGAAUUUCAAAUCCAAGAGAUUGAUUUGAAAAAGGCAUUUGAUGAGCUACAGACAGAAUUGCAGCUCACUCAGGAGGAUGCCAAAGAAAUGAGGAACAAAUGUGAACAGUUUCAAGAAGCAUUAAACAAAGCAGAAAACAAUGUACAAAUGCUUCAGCAACAGCUGGAAGAGAAUCAACAGAAAGCUGAUGGUACUCUUGCAAAACAAAAACAGUUAGGAGAUGAACUGCUUGCUUGUAAGCAUCACAUUCAACAGCAGUCCACAGAAUUGCUGCUUAAAACAAGCGAGAUUGGAACCCUUCAAGCUACUCAAUUGACCCUUGAAGCUACAAUCCGGGAACUGGAAUCACAGCAUUGCAAAUUAAAGGAGAUGUUAUCUCAUCUUGAAGAAGAAAAGAGCAUCUUGCAAGACAACCACCAGACCUUGGAUGAGCAACAGAGACAGCAACUACUGACUGUUGAGAAGUCCUUAAAUGAAGAGAAAGAAUCACAGAGGCGAUAUUAUGAAGAGGAGAUAGCAAAGCUGCAGCAUAAACUUGAAGAGGAAACUAGAUAUCUAAGAGAGACUUUCAGAUCCAGCAUGGAAGAAUUAUCUCAACUACAUCAAUCGACAUUAGAAUCUGCUCAAGACACACAUGAAAGAGAAAAGAAAAAGUUGUGCUUGGAAAUGGACCAAUAUAUUGAGAAGGAACGAUUACGAAUGGAAGAUGAGAAAAAUCAGUUAAAACAGCAGAUGGAAAACCUGCGGGAAGAGUUGACUGCCAAGUUAAAUACAGCCAGUCAAGAGGUGUACCGUUUGCAAGACCUUGUGAAGAAGAGUGAACAAGGCCUAGGAUCAGCUGAAGGACAUAUUUCCAGCCUGAAGGAUGCGCAGGAAAAGCUACAAAAAGAUCUGGAUUCUACCAGGGUCAAACUCAGGCAGACAAGUGAUUCCCUUUCUACCGUGCAAGGAGAAUUGGAACAGCAAAGACAGGAUUAUGAGGCAAGACUGAAUGAAGCAAAAGAACAGGAGAAACUCAAAUGGAAAAAAAUGGAAAAAGAUUUGGAACAAAACUGGAAAGCAACUGUAAGGGAGCAACAUACAAAACUAUGUGAGAAGUUAGAAAAACAAUAUGAAGAAGAUAAACGGUCUGCUCUGGCUCAACUAUCCCACCUGAAGGACCAGGAAAAUAGUGUGGAGAAAGAAGGUUGGCAGAAAAAGGUGGAAGAUCUGCUGAAUCAGCGUCACUUUCUAGGUGAAGCUUUAGAAAAAUCUAUCAGUAAUAUAUCUUUGCUAAAACAAAGCCUGGAAAUGCAGUUAUCCCAGUCCCAAGAUUCCUUACAAAAUCUACAGUGCCAGUUCAACCGUGAGAGACAGCGACUCACACAGCAAAUGGAAGGAAUGGAAGAAGAACAUAAACGCAAACUGGCAUCUAUGGAGGAUGCACACAGGACUGCUGUCAGAAACCUGGAGGAAUCUAAGGAUCGUGAAUACAAGCAAUUGGAAGAAUGUUUGAACCAGCAACAUAUGAAAGAUAUACAAGCUCAAAAGGAAGCCGAGAGAAUGAACCUGGAGGCUUUACAAAAGGAAGCAAAGCAACAACUACAGGAAUUGAGGGCAGAGCUGCAGGAUGAAGGGAAAUUACUGCUUGCCUCUCUGCGUUCAGAUCUCAACUAUCAACAUUCCGUUGCAAUGGAUAAACUGAGGCAAAAUAACCAGCAGGAAAUGGCAGCUGUGAGGAUGGAAUUAGAUCAGACUGUUGAGCAGCACAGACAGCAGAAGAAAGAAUUAUUGAGCAGAAUAUCUAAUCUACAAGAGGAAGUACGGCGUUGUGAAGACCAUAUAAAAGAACUGAAUGAGGAGAGCCUGUCUAUGCAUGACAAUUUGAGCACCUUGACCAAAGAGCUAGAGUACAAAGGGAAUGAAGUUCUGAAGAUACGAAGUGAAGUCAACCAGAAAAUUAGGAUCUAUGAACAGGAGAUGGUAAAGAAACAGGAGAAGAUGAUAAAUGAAAUGACUGCAACCCACAUCCGGGAAACUCAGUGCAUGCUAGCAGACUUCAACAAGGCACAGGAUCUCCUUAAGGAUAAAAUUUCUUCUCUGGAAAUCUUAUUAGAAGAGGCUGAAGAAAAGUACAGUAACAGAGAAUCAAGAACAGAGGAUUUACAGCUAAUCACUGAAUUAAAGGAAAUGAUCACCGAAAGAGAUCAGCUUGCGAAAAAAUUGAUGGAUGACAAAAAAUUUUACCAGCUGGAACUGGUGAACAGAGAAACAAAUUUCAACAAGGUUUUUAAUGCUAGUCCUAACGUAGGAGUUAUCAAUCCUCUAGCUAAGCAGAAGAAAAAGAAUGAAAGAAUUGCUAAUCGGUUUGUCAGUGCCCCAAAUCUUAGUGCUUUGGAAUCUGCUGGAGGAGGAAAUGGGCAGCAUCAGCAUAAUCGUCUGGAACCAAUUCCAAAUUCUCCAGUUCAUGAUAUUGGGUUCAAUAGCAACAAACCUCUCCCCCAGACAGUACCUCCAAAAGAGGCAAAAAGAUUUCUGAGCUGGCAUUCGUAUUUCAACCAAGCACAAAGCGUGAAGAGAAAUAACAUCGGUGUAUUGAGCUGCAAUAUAAGGCUAAAUGUGCACCAAGUAAUUGUGAAAUGGAUUUUCAUGCAUCAUAACUGAUGGCGUUGUAGUUUAAUUUACUGGUUCGAUGAAUCUAGCAAAAUAUCUAAUACAAAUCAGCAGAAUUGAAGGAUGGCUACUUGGAGGUGUGAAGCAUACUGUCGCAGAGAUUAACAUAGAUAUACGCUAAUGGGUCUCCUGUCAGAGAAUGGUUCAUGUAUAUGUUGCCAGAAAAUGGGAUUUUUCUUAGAGGUUCCCAAUUGACCUUCUACAAAUACAGGCUGUGCAUUACUUCCUGAUAACUAGUGGACGAGAUGAUCCAUAAGGGAUCUCUUUCCUAUCAGCUGUAGAAAAUGCAACAGGUUUGACCAGAUAACUUUUGUCAAAGUACGCUAUAAUUAAAACAAAGACAGUAGAGAAUUUAAACAGUAGGGUACUUCAUUAGGAAUAAUAUUUUUGAAAAAUUUAAAAUGAAUGAACGUUGCUAAACAUUUUUAAAUGCAUGUAGAGAUUUUAUUUUCAAAACUGGAAUUGUAAGAUGUACAUAGACAAAAUUUUAUUUCUUGUUUCAGAUCAUUCUUCAUAUUAAUUAUUAAUGAUGAUGUUUAGCCCACUGGCUUACAUGUCAGUACUCUAUGCCAUUAAAGUUACAGUUUCUUCAUCUAAGAUUUUUGUCCCUCUCAACCCAAUUCUAUUCAUUUAAAAUCAAGGGAUUAUACUCUGGCAAAAUUGGACAUGAUCAUCAGAAACUAGAGAAACUACAUUGUAAAUAAUUACUAAAAGCAAACAUAAUCCAUACAAAUUAUUUAUAAUACCACAGGAGCUGCAAAUCAUUUUAUAAAGUUUACAGAAGUUUAUGUAUUUUGAUAGAUGUAAAAGCAGAAAAGGAAUCUUGCAGCUUUAUCUGAAAGCAUUCACAUAUCUGCAUGAGAGAUUUCACAUUGUUUAUUUGCUGUUUUAUAUUUAUUCUUUACUAUGGUUUGUGGAAUUCAUUGCUUUAGUUGAUUUGUUACUGUUUGGGUUUUAACAGCUUAAUCAUUUGUAUCUUGCUUUGUUAGGUAGCUAUGACUUGAUGUAAGACAUGCAUUUUUAAUUUUUUUAUUUUAAUAAAUACAUUUUACAGAACA
Molecule: messenger RNA, 4409 nt
Organism: Chiloscyllium plagiosum (whitespotted bambooshark)
Lineage: Eukaryota; Metazoa; Chordata; Chondrichthyes; Orectolobiformes; Hemiscylliidae
Source: RefSeq, a predicted model, not a curated record